Messenger RNA from Lodderomyces orthopsilosis Co 90-125, 2727 nucleotides. RefSeq lists its product as uncharacterized. Lineage: Eukaryota; Fungi; Ascomycota; Pichiomycetes; Serinales; Debaryomycetaceae. The transcript has a single exon. The record is from RefSeq and is a predicted model, not a curated record. The coding region runs from base 1 to 2727 and encodes 908 amino acids.
AUGAAAUUCGGUAACAACCUACAACAUCUAUCGGUACCCGAAUGGAAAAGCUACAAUAUUGACUACAACGACUUGAAAUAUAAAAUCAAACAAAUUACCAAAAAAGAUACCAAAGAUCUUUCCCUGUUGAAAUCAGCCUUUAUUGAGAAUAUCGAUUAUGUCAAUUUGUUUAUACAAACUAAAUAUGGUGAGCUAAGUCGAAAGUUUACAUUUCUUGAAUCAAUAUUUAACAAUCUACUACAUUUGAAAGAUGAAAUAAAUGAGUACGACUCACUACGAUCAUUUCUUAUCGAAAUUGACGAACUUUUCUAUCAAGCUAUCGAGUUAUCGAUAAUUUUGAAAAACUUGUCGAAAUUUAUCUUAAUUCAAAAGAUUGCCAUAAAGAAGAUUUUCAAGAAGUUCCUCAAAUAUUAUCAAUACAAGAGAAUUGGAACCAAAUUUGUCCUUGAUUUGAAAGACAAUCAUUUAAUCAACAACCCGCAUUCCUUUGUCAACUUUGAUUUAACUAAAUUGACUUUAAAAUUGACAAAUUUGAUCAAUUUGAUUAAAUAUGAACGGAAAUUUGUUGAAUGUUUUAAUGGUGAUUUGCAUCGGAAAAACUCUUUGUUCUCCAUAGCAUCAUCAUUGAAUACUACAUCUGAUUAUCAAACUUCAAUACUAGUUAACAACUACAACAACAAUGCGUCGCAACCAAUUCCUAAUAAGAAUGGUACUUUCGCAACUACCACCAACACCACAAAUUCUUCGCCAAACACUGCCAUCACUACUGCUACCAACACCACAGCAAACUAUUAUACCUCUAACCCACAACAAAUUCCAACAUCACCGGAAGCGCACUUCGAUUUAACUGUACUCCUAAAACGUAAUUUCCAAUGUCAUUGUCUUAUACCGACUGAACUGACAAGUGACGCAAUACUCAAUUUCAAUGUCUACUUGAACUUGAAAUGUAUUGAGGAUAAUCUUGUUUCAGUUAUCUACUUGAAUCAAGAUUUGUUAAAAGAUCCGGCUCUUAUUUUAUCAAGUGAUACUAGUCAACUGUCAAUAAUAAUGGCUCCAACUGGUGGAUUAAGAAAAUAUUCAUAUUGCAUCUUGCCCAAUGAGAUUGUCGAAGUUUUUUUAUUGCAUUUACAAGAUAGGUCCAAAGAAGAGUACAAGAGUCACUUGUAUGAAUAUUUCCAAGAGUCUAGUCAAUUGACAAAAAAGACUAUAAACUUUAUCAUUGCUAAUGAUUAUUUGCCUGUGUCGAAAGCAUUUUUUCAGCGAUCAAGAUUUAGAAUUGACAAAUCUAGUGGCGAUAUUAUCGUCAAUGGUGAUAGUGGUAUACUUGUUGAUCAAACUGGGUCCUCCAGCCAACAACCUUCACAACCAGAUGAAAAUGAUUACUACCUCACAUUGGAAAGUAAUAUAUCCACCACCAAUAAACCAAAACACGUGAACACCGUUGCAUUUCCCGCACAUUAUAAUGAUAUGGAUUGUUUCCCUCAUAGUCACCUUGGUAUAUUUUCCAAUGACUUGAACUUGUCAGAAUUUGAAUCGUCACUACUGACUGAAGUUGAUUCUCAAACAGGUGUGUUACGAAACAAAUAUUCCCCAUCAUUUGCACGUCGCUUCCCCAAGAAAUUACAAAUGAUUCUUCAAAAUAAUGCCGUAUCAUUGUACAAGGGGUUCAAUUUUUAUCAAUAUCAAAUAUCUUGUUAUUAUAAUAUUGUUCCUAAUGGGGAAUUCAUAAAUAAUCAUUAUACAAACUUGCUCAAUUUAAACUUAUUGAAGGAAUUUGAAAAUAUUGAUGCUUGUAAUCAGCAAUUGAAUCAAGAAGAGGGUUUAAUCAAAGCUAAAUCAGAUGAUAUAAUGAAACAUAAAAUGUCUAUACAGAAUCUUCAACAAGAAAAUCAAGUGAUUGAACAACAAGAACGGCAUCAAAAGCAAGUAAAGCUAAUGCAAUCAAGGUUUCAUCAUCAACAUCAGCAAGAUAGUUUUGGUUCAAGUAUAUUUGAGAAUGUAAGACGUAAUUCUGGAAGUUUGUCACCAAAUGAUGUCAACUUGAGCGACGAUGUUGUUGACCUUAAUGAGCCUGAUGCUGUUGAUUUACAAAACAAUCAAGUCACUAAAUUCCUAACUUCAAUUCUUAAUCUAAAAGAUAGAUUUUUUCACAAUGGGGAAGAACAAACAAAGUACAGAAAACAUUACAAGCAACAUUUCAUCUAUGAAAACCCUUACUACUUUCCCAAAGACGAUGAAGAUACCGAUGAGCGUCACCAUUUACUUGACCCAUAUACCAAGCUUCUUUCCUUGUACAACCACGAAGAUAUUAACAAUUACUCAACUUACGAUUCCAUCAAUGAAGAACCAAUGUCUUAUUUUCAACGUAAUGAAUAUCAUUUGAAAUAUGAAUCCGAUUAUGACCAAACACUAACCUACAUCUAUUUCACAUUAACUAUAAUUUCCCUUUUCUUGUGUGGUAUUCAAUUAGGUACUAUUUACUCAAUUUUCACCAAUAUUGAUGAUAUUGAAGAUUCAAAGUUUCUCAUUAGAGAUAAUUUGGGAAUUUUUAUUGUGUUGGUGUUGGGGAUGAUUAUUCUGGUGGGAUUCAAUUUGUUAGCGAUCAAUUUAUUGUGGUUUAGGUACUCUUCACCAAUCAAGUUUCAUAAGUAUGUUGUUGGUGGUGCAUUAAUCAUUAAUUUGAUGGGAUGUAUUUGGAGUUGUGUAUUGUUAUUGCAUUGUUUCUAA